Messenger RNA from Calypte anna (Anna's hummingbird), 560 nucleotides. RefSeq names its product ribosomal protein S23 (gene RPS23). NCBI's taxonomy places the organism in Eukaryota, Metazoa, Chordata, Aves, Apodiformes, Trochilidae. Gene Ontology annotation, cellular component: ribosome; cytosolic small ribosomal subunit. The record is from RefSeq and is a predicted model, not a curated record. The transcript is spliced from 4 exons. The coding region runs from base 72 to 503 and encodes 143 amino acids. Gene Ontology annotation, molecular function: structural constituent of ribosome. Gene Ontology annotation, biological process: translation.
UCGCAGGAGCAGAUAGGCGGCGCGGCGCGGGGCCUCUUCCCUCUUUCGCGCUCGGCAGCCGCAGAGGAAGGAUGGGGAAGUGUCGAGGUCUCCGCACCGCCCGGAAGCUUCGCAGCCAUCGUCGCGACCAGAAGUGGCACGAUAAGCAGUACAAGAAGGCCCAUCUGGGCACGGCGCUGAAAGCCAACCCCUUCGGCGGUGCCUCCCACGCCAAGGGGAUCGUCCUGGAGAAAGUUGGAGUAGAAGCUAAACAGCCCAACUCUGCCAUCAGGAAAUGUGUCAGAGUGCAGCUGAUCAAGAAUGGCAAAAAAAUAACAGCUUUUGUUCCCAACGAUGGCUGCCUGAACUUCAUUGAGGAGAACGAUGAAGUCCUGGUUGCUGGGUUUGGACGGAAGGGUCACGCAGUUGGUGACAUCCCUGGAGUUCGCUUCAAGGUUGUCAAAGUCGCCAAUGUUUCCCUGCUGGCCUUGUACAAGGGCAAGAAGGAGAGACCAAGAUCAUAAAUUUAGAUUAAUUUGCCAAAAAAAAAAAAAAGUCAAUAAAAUUUUUGAUUGGAAGAA